GAACUCCAUUCUGUCCAUGCACCUAUUUAGCUGAGCUCCUCCAGACUGUAAUAACAAGAACACAUUUCCUGUAUGCUCUGAAGGGAGACACAACUUCACUAUUAAGGUGGGACUUCAAUGCAUUUGUGUGAAGAGGCUUGAGAGUCUCAGACUUCCUGUGUGACUGAGGAGCUGAAAUGCUAGACAAAUUCAAAGAGAGCGUCCUGCUGCAGGUCCUGACUCUGAUCCUGCUCGGCCCGGCCUGCGAAGCCUCUUCUCUGGGCCUGACGGUCCAUGUUGAGCCCCUGGAAAGCGAUGGAGGGAAUACGGUGCGGGCUCAUUUCACCGCCAUCGCUCCCAAUCCCUGCCCAGCGCUGUCUGGACUGUGCUCUGACGGGGAGGAGGACUGUCUGGUCUACCCCACCUCGCUACCUUUGACUGGCACUAAACCAAACUCUGGCUGGUGCGUCCGCCAGUGGCAGAAGACCGUCCCCAGUGAUUACAACGCCACCAUAGAUUUAGGAUCCAACACACAAUUUUUUGUUUCGAUAAAAGCAAGCCCAGUAAUCAGAGCAAACAAUGGAAAACUCAACCAACCGGCUUUUGUCGCUCUCCCUCCUCCGCUAAGGGCCCGUGUGGACUGCUCCCAACACUUCUCUCUGUCGGUGAAAGACCUGGACACGGACAGGGUGAGCUGUCGCUUUGCCCGCGCCGACCUGGGAGAGUGUGUCAGCUGCACUGAGCACUCCUUCAUAGAGCUGGAUAAUAGUAAAUGCAAGUUGAAAUUCACUGGAAAAGCAGCAGCAGGCCAGUAUUUCAUCUACCUGAUGGCAGAGGACCGGAUCGCUAUCCCUAAAAUAAGCGAAGUCAUAGAGAACAAACCCCUCAGCGCGGUCCCUGUGCAUCUCUCUCUCACUGUGGAGGAGUGGGCUUCCAGCUGCAGUGAUGUACCCGUGGCAACAGGAGACACCCCAAAUAAAGACUCCAUGCUGUUUGUCCUGCCGUACCAGCAAGUGAAUUUCACCACUGAUUUCACCUCGAAGCUCGAGAGUGUUUCAGAGAUAGCAGUUGUUGGCCCCCCUGAACUCUUCAGGGUAGGUUUCAAAUCGGUCGGCUCUGUGGCAACCAUGAACAUGGCCUGGGUCCGCUCUGAAAACAAACUGGCCCGACUGUUGCCCAUCUGCUUUGCUGUGAAUACCAAGAGUUUUCAGUCAGAGCCCAGAUGCGUGUGGCUGUACCAAAGAGAGAUGAGGACACUACCUGCUGGAACAGAGUUGACGUGUGAAGAUACAGAGAUGACUUUGGUUCUCCCUCUCGACUCCCUGAGUGAAAUCAACCUAGAAGAGCUGCAGCUCAACAGCCCCACCUGUCCCGUCAGCUACAACAGCACACACCUGACCGCACGCAUCUCUCUGUCUGGCUGUGGCACAGAGACUUUGCAUGCUGGUUCAGAGCUGGUUUACACAAACACCUUGCAAAGUGUGCGUCCUUACACUAUGGUCAGCCGCCUACCCUCCCUCAUCCUCCCGCUGGCCUGCCGGAUUCCUAAAAAAGUGAAUGUUACGGGGCCAAACUACGAAAUGAGCACACCCACAGAAGAGGAGGUUUUCGGUCAGAUCAGGGUUUGGAUAGAAUUGCAUUUUCCAGGAGAGGGACCCUGUCAAAAUUCACAAGAGUCCCGAGAUUUCGCACUCUACGUAUGUCGCCGGGACGUCUGCGUCGAGAAGCAGAAUACCCAUCAGAGAGAAACAGCAACAGCACCUCCACCAGCUCCAUUGAUAACAGCACCUCCACCAACUCUACUAAUAACAGCACCUCCACCAACUCUACUAAUAACAGCACCUCCAAUGAUGACGGCUCAUCCACCAGCACUUCUACCGGAGCCAUGGGUUCCAGGAUCUCCAAGCUGGACCUCCAUGUGCUGUCCAAUUGCAGCAUUAGUCAAGCCGAGAUGUUAGUGAGCAAUUGUUAUGAGUCUGAGACAGAGGACUUUGCAACAUCAAGCCCCAUUCUGGAGCAAGGGUGUACAUCUUCCAGCAGCACAUUAGAGAUUGUUACAUCUCAAACCAAUUCCAGGGUUUACCGCCUUGAUUUGAGCACAGUGGAAGCCCAAGGAACAUCGAUGUACAUCCAGUGCACAGUCAAUCUGUGCAUUGCCACCAUGCCCUCUGAAGAAUGUCCUGAUCUGUGUUCUCGCUCCUUUAAUAGCAGAUCGGUAGUUAGCAGUUUGUUUACCAAAAGCUACACCAUUCAAUCAUCCCCCAUUAGCCUUGUGGUCACGACUGCUGCACCAACCACAACAACCGUCAAGGGUCCUACCACCACUAAAAAGACCACUACUACAACCACUAAAAAGACCACUACAACCACUACAACCACUACUACGACCACUACUGGAACUGUAACAAAAACCACAUGCUCACAUGCUCCAGAACAGGCCUCAGCUUUGGCAGCAGGAGUCAUUUUAACAACUAUGAGCAUAUUCCUUCAAAAUAUCUUCCUUUACUGAACAUGCUGCUGGGUGAUAAUCUGUCAUAAUAUGAAGUAUAUAGAACAACACGUGUUGUCUAUACUGUACACCAGACUACUGUAUGUUAUCCUAAUCCUAAUUUUCUGAGCUUUUAUUGGCCACUGUUGCUCACUAAUCACAAACAUUUUAGAAAAACAUUUACUAAAACUCUAAUAAAAUCAGACACUUGGACCUGAGAUUAAGAUCCAAAAUUGUGCAUUUUGUCAUAGUCCUAACAAAUGUUUGAGACUCCAAAUGUGUGCUUACUGUUGUGUGAUGUGCACCCCUAUUUAACUUCAAAAAGAAAAAUAUCUUUUUUUUUCUAUAAUUAAUUGUUGGUUCUGUAUUAAACUGAGAUUCAUAUUUUAUGUUUUUCUUUUGUGGCAAAGCUGUCCAGUCUUGUGGUCAGUUAGACAUCCAGGAAUGUUGCAGCAAACAGUAAAAGGAACUAGUUAGAACAAAACAAUAGUAUUUUUGGAGCACAUAGUAUGUAACCAUAUUUUUAUACUUUAUUAUAUUAGCUGCAACAAGCAGCUAUCUCGCUCUGUGUUUUUGUUGGCUGACAAUAACAUCCCCAUGGUACCAUAGGAGGCUGACAUUUGGUAUGGAGAAAGGGUUACAAUGACACUAAAUCUCAGUUUCAGUGGAAAACACUGAUUAUGAGACUGGUGCUGAAACUCUAUGACAAACUGUAUUCAACAGAGAACUGUGCUUAUUCUACUGUAAGUGUUACAAUUAUGACAGGUUUCAGGAUUAAUAUAACUGUGAUAUUUAUUUUUUAAAUUAUAUCAUGUUAAUGAUACACAUAUAACUAGAUUGUGUAAUUAAACCAGCGCCUCUUAAAUCUUUUCUGUUUUUGUUCCUUACAGUACCGUUUUUGUUCCCCCUACCACAACGCCCGACGCACAAAUGAGUGUUAUACAUUUGACAUAAAAGAACAAAAUGCACAAUAAACUAAUAUACAGAUGAAUUUCA
Molecule: messenger RNA, 3463 nt
Organism: Trematomus bernacchii (emerald rockcod)
Lineage: Eukaryota; Metazoa; Chordata; Actinopteri; Perciformes; Nototheniidae
Exons: 15
Coding region: 177-1937 (586 amino acids)
Source: RefSeq, a predicted model, not a curated record